This is a messenger RNA of Trichoplusia ni (cabbage looper), 2809 nucleotides long. RefSeq lists its product as uncharacterized. NCBI's taxonomy places the organism in Eukaryota, Metazoa, Arthropoda, Insecta, Lepidoptera, Noctuidae. Bases 1 to 2376 code for a protein of 791 amino acids. The transcript is spliced from 7 exons. The record is from RefSeq and is a predicted model, not a curated record.
AUGUAUGACAUAUCAGAAACUCCAGAACUGCGGUCAGAUCUUGCUGAAACAAGUAGGUCAGAACUUCUUAUUACGACCGAGGAAAAAACGAUGCACACCUAUGAAAAAGAACAAGAGUCACCUACUAGCGAUGAAUUUGAAAUGGUAGAUAAACCAAGCGAAAUGGAUGACUUUGUAGUAAUUGAAGAAGUAGCCAAAGAGGCACAAGAAACAGAUCCUGAAGGAAAAAAAAGUACCAGCAGCGCAUCGGGUUCUUUGUCCGAUGAUGAACUGCUGCAAUAUGAACUUGAACAAAAGAAACUGGCUGCUCAAGAAUUAGCAGAAAUCGAAGCAGGUAGAAGAUGGAUACAAAUGCAGUUUGAAGGUGAUCCCCGGUAUGACUACGAAAGAGUACCAUUAGAAGACAUUAAGGAAGAAGAAAUGACUGAUUUUGAUGCAAGCAGGAUUGGUAGUUUAACGUCUCAAAAAGAAUCGAUUGGCAGCUACGGUAGUUUUAGGAACUCUUAUGGAAGCCUUUCUGAGUCCGAAAUGGCAUCAAGGAUUAGAUUUAGAGUGAAAGGUGAUAAUGACGAUAUCUCCAUCAGCUCAUUACAAGAGUUCGAAAAUCUUGAAAGGGCUUUAAUGGAACAGUACCAACAACACUCUUCAUCGUCACAGGAUUCACUUAACGGGUCUUUACCAAGGCGUUACAUAUUAAGUAAGAGUCAAGGUGACGACAUAUCGGUGUCUAGCUUGAAGGAAUUCGAAGGGCUAGAAUCUGCUUGUCUGGAAGCUUUAAAAGCUGAAAUUCUAGCCAAGCAAAAAGAAGCUCUGCUUAUGGCAGAUCCGAAAGAAGUAAGUGGUUAUUUCUUGGAAAAAGAAAAAGGUCUACAGUGCAGCAGUUCAGAAAGCAGUCCUCCUCAGAAAGGAGGCAGUCCCAGUCAAAAAGGAGGUAGUCCUUCCCAGAAAGUAGGCAGCUACGGCAGUCCAUCACAAAAGAUUUUAACAGAAUCCGCAAGUAUUAGAAAGUUGAUUGAUCAACAAAUGGCAAUUGAACAGAAGCUUCAGCAACAAGUAACACCCAAAGUUAUCACUGUAAAGAAGUUUGAUGAUAGAGGUGCAUUCUUUGUGCCUGAACCUGAGCCUGGAACUUCAGAAUCAGAACCUGAACCACAAGCUGAAGUAACAGAGGAAUGCAAAAAGUCCUCGUCAUUUGUGUGCGCAGCCGCUCCUAGUGACGGAUCAGCUGAAUCAAUACCAGGAGACUGCGAAGAAAUGAUGAAAAUUUUAGAUCAAGAAGAAAAAUCAAAGCAAAGUCAAAGUCAAGCAGUAACUAGAACAUUUACUGAUGGAGGCGUAAUAGAAGUUGUAAGAACGACUACAGUUAUCCAACAACGGUUUGUCGAUGGAAAGAAAGUUUCUGAAACUGUGAGCAGUACUGACGGAGAUGGGGCAGUUGAUAUACCCUCAAGACCGAGACAAUUAGAGGAAAGUGCUAUGUCUUACGGUUCCGAAAUGUCCUCAUCUAUAACAUCACAGCCUUCAGAGAUGGAUAGUUUGAUGACUGUGCUAGAUAGGCAUGUGGAGGGGGAAGUGGUGACGGUGACGCGGCAGACAAUAACAAUGACUGAUAAACCUGAGGAGUUGGAACUAUCUCGGGAAGGGAGCAUGGUCCGUGAGCUGUCGCCCUCCUCGGGGAGAUCGAUAGCUCAUAGUGUAAUCUCGUUUUCCGGUAAACAAUUUACAGAUCCCGCGAGUGGCUCUUGGAGUGGCCAGGACGAGGAUAUGAGCUCGUCUGGAAGCUUUAGUCGGGCUCGCGCGGACUUAAUGCUAGGCAGCACGGAUAGCUUGGAAGCUACCAGUUCUAACGCUACCCGAGCGACCUACAACUAUGAGGUCGACACCCCUAUGACGGGAAGCCUCACUUCUGGAGGAUCGAACACCAUGGUCUCAUCAUUGGACACACUGGACCCUAUCACCGCAGUGCAAAUGGAAAGUUUAGAACAUCAGUCCACUAGUGAACAUUAUUCCCAUGAUUACGAAGUACAAGAACCGGAUUCUGAUACUGAACGAUUGGAACUGGAUAGCCGAACACCUCGAGCAAAAGAACGCACUAUAAUGUUUGACAGCACUGAUACCUUGAGUGCUGUCAGUGGUGAUGGAUCUGUGAAGGAAGCUGCCGUGGAGACACCAGCACCAACCUUCUACAUUGGGGACACUCCCAUUACAAGAGGAGAACGACGUGAAGACGACGAUGGUCAACCAGCAUUGUCUGGAAGUGCGCCCGCGUCACUCCCACCUGCCACACAACCCUCGCCGCCUAUACCUGCUCAAAGAAGGUCAUUAUCGAUGCUUGCGAAAUCGCCUCCAUCCAGCCUCGACGAAACCAAGAAGUAAAACAAUUUCUAACUAGGCUAGCACAACAAAAUGUGCUUAGAAUCACGCAUGACUCACAAUUUCUUUAAAGUUCCUAGCAUUUUGUAAAUUCUUAUACCUAAUUCUUGCUUAGGCAAUGAUGCACAGGCUAAUAAUUUGAUUAACAAAAAUAUACUUAUUAAUGAAACUGAUUUGACAGAUAAUAAACUUGACGGUAAUGAACAUCUAGACAAUCAAUUGACACAUGUCAUAAAAUUAUAAGACAAGACAUAUAAUCAUCAUAUGAUAGUGAUAGAACUAUAAAUGAUGCUAUAAUUAAUAUAAUGAACAAAAACUAUGAUUGUAAUUUUUGAUUCCGGCUAUGACUAUAGAAAGUAAAUCCAUUGUUUUAAGACCAGCGAGCUUUAUGCUCUCAAUACCCUAAAUGAAAGAAAAAUUGUUUCAGUACAGACAC